Messenger RNA from Funneliformis geosporum, 549 nucleotides. Lineage: Eukaryota; Fungi; Glomeromycota; Glomeromycetes; Glomerales; Glomeraceae. The record is from the annotation of a GenBank genome assembly.
AUGUCGUCGAGCAAUCCGGAUAUUGAAAAUGGAAAAAUAGUGAAAAUUAAAAAGUAUCCUUUUGAGGAAAAGAAUAAAUGGAAUAGGAGAAAGGCCAUCGUAAUGACUCUAUGUCAAAUUGUUUCACUCAUAUUCACCUUCAUAACGUUUUAUUACUAUUACCGCUAUUAUACGACUGGAGAGAUUUAUAUUAUUUACAAGGUCACAAAUCUAGAAAUAGAGACUGAUGAUGAUAGUCGGUUUAGUUUCAUAGAAUUUUUCGGUAUUCUUAUUGGCGGUCCAGAUUUUUACUUUUGGUUAGGCAAACAUCGUGGGAAAAUAGAAAAAAAAUACAUUGACCGGUUGGGAUACAUUAUGGAUGCUUUGCAAGUAAUAAAACUCGUCUUACUUUUAGUGAUUAUGUUUAAGUUAAUAUAUUCAGAUGAUAAUGAUGUUAGAAAGCGUACUGUUGUCUAUAAAAAAUUGGCACUUAGUAUCUUCAUUAUAGCAUGUCUCGUGCUAAUGGCUAGAUCUGUGGAUGGUCUAUCUGAAUAUCAGAUAUCUGGAUAG